AUGAGCUCCCCAUCCCACACCCCUAUUCCAUCCCCUACCCAGUCCCCCUCCCAGUCCCGUUCCAACAAUAUUGCCAACCCUUCCAACCAGCAGCCCUACACUAGCUCUGGAGGCUCAGCCCCUUCCCCUUCCCCCACUCGGGGGUCUUCUUCCCGCCCACCCUCUCACCCUCCCACCCCAAAUGCCUCACAGCCCUCUUCACGGUCUUCCUCCCUAACCCCCAGUCCUCAUGUCCAACAUGUGCCCCGAGGGGCUUCCCAAGUCCCCACUCCACCCACCUCCAAAUCUCCCUCCCAAUCUGGUUUUAAACCCCUGUCUCGAAACCCUUCCCUAAUCCCCUCUGUGCCCAUCACCAAGUCUCCCUCCUAUAGCCCUGCCACCUCGGCCUCCUAUAUUGGGCCAAGUUGGGGCAUACCAUCCUACAUUGCCCCCUACGUGCCCCGCUUUCUGAAGGAGCCCCCCUUUUUCCAGCCCCCUACGGCACCACUUCCCCAAAACCGGUGCUUUCCUUGCCCCUUUCCCUGCUCUCCCCAGGAGCGCCCUCCCCCUCCGGAUUCACUCUACUUCCCUCUCCUCCCCCCGCCCCCCCACCACCCCCAAAAUAACUGUUCCUACCCAACUCCUCCCACUCUGUUCACGCCCCCCUCCUCUCUCUCCUACUCCCUGCCUAUCGAGGUCCUGGUGGGUGGGAAGCCACAUGUGGUCCCCACCGUGCUCCCGGCCACCUUCUACACCCCCUUCUCCCGCUACUACUCCCACCCCCGCCCCCACCGCUCCACCUACCGCAGGCGACCCGGCUCGCUGCCCCUCCCCUCGCUCUCGCAAUACGAUGGUCCUGGGCGCUCUGUCCACUUCUAUCGUGGGUCCUAG
Molecule: messenger RNA, 870 nt
Organism: Cynocephalus volans (Philippine flying lemur)
Lineage: Eukaryota; Metazoa; Chordata; Mammalia; Dermoptera; Cynocephalidae
Exons: 1
Coding region: 1-870 (289 amino acids)
Source: RefSeq, a predicted model, not a curated record